This is a messenger RNA of Branchiostoma floridae (Florida lancelet), 5637 nucleotides long. Its product is annotated as sodium- and chloride-dependent transporter XTRP3-like. The transcript has 14 exons. Gene Ontology annotation, biological process: sodium ion transmembrane transport. Bases 1267 to 3336 code for a protein of 689 amino acids. The record is from RefSeq and is a predicted model, not a curated record. NCBI's taxonomy places the organism in Eukaryota, Metazoa, Chordata, Leptocardii, Amphioxiformes, Branchiostomatidae. Gene Ontology annotation, cellular component: plasma membrane.
CUGUUUCCGUUGGAUACAACUGGACUUUCCUGUAUUCCAUAACAGUGGUGGACGUAUAUAGCAUUGGAGAACGUGUAGAAUCACGUGUUGGGAGCUGUCCUGUUUCUAGGAACGAGUUCCAUCGGCGAGGGGGAGUCAACGGAAGGACAGGUCGCACCACGAGGCCCACCAAACCAACACACGAACCUCAACUCACCAGCGCAUCGUAUGGCGUUUAGCCAAGCCAACCUAUAAUGUGCCUGUGGACUGUCAUUGUUCUGAAAUCUCUGAAAUGAUGAGAGCUGACCACGUGGUUUCUCUAGUUAGCUGGGUCCGCAACAAGGUUGAGAGGGUUCGUCAAAUCAAAACAAUCGCGCACGUCUGCUUUCGACACGUCACAGGCAAUUACGGUACUGGCCAGUAGGACUGCCUAUUCAUCAAUCACGACUCGACACCUGCAGUUCUGUUAAAAGUUGAUAAGGGGCGCUACUUCUCGGACCCAAACGUUGUUACCCUAUACAGACAGUCAAUAAGCUUCCCUUUCCAACAAGACUUACCGUUUAUAAAACAAUUGAUAGAUCAAGAGAGGGCUUGUAUUUGCUGUAGUAGCUUGUUUAAGCACAAAGUACAAGGACAAGGAGAUUGGAUUCGUUCCAAGAGCGCACCAUUGUAUACUCUUCUCAGCACAUUUUUGUACUCGGUUCAAGGGCGACUAAGUAUCAACUCAAGUGCCAUUGGAAUGCUUUGUGAUAUCAUUACAUAUCUCUGUGAAUAGAAGAGCAUACAGACGUGUCUGUCUUGUUAUCUCUGUCAGAAGGCGGUGGUAAAUUUGGCACGGGUUUACAGAGGUGGUGUUUAGGCGGGAAAAAACGGGGACGUGUCGUCUGCGAGGGUGACUGAAUACCGAGAAAUUCAUCACACCAAACGUCCUGAUCUCCAAAUACGUCCAGACCUUUGGACAGUCGCUACAUCAAAGAGGGACCACGCUUACAACUGUCGAAGCUCCUGGCAAGACUACCUCCGCUCACGCUGUGUGGUCCGAGACAACCUCUACUCAAGACCCCGAGAAUCUUGUGGACAGUUGUCGCUCCAACUCACGUUCGUGAACUUCAGGGGCAGUUCAUUCAAGUUCAAGAAUCGUUUUCUUUGUUGUCUUUGGACUGUCUUUAGAAAGUCUGCUGCUUCGCGCCUCUUGACAACGCCUCUGGCCCGCCCUAAAAAUCCGAGCCCACGUGAUCUUCAGUUCAUCAUUAGCUAACAGCGUAGACUCGGAACACGAGAGGACCAAUGCAGCUGAACAACCAACCAAAGAUGGAGACCUCCAACGGGUCCGUUCCUGUUGAGGGGAAGCGAGCGGAAGACGGCGAGAUCCCGACAGCCAAAGUCGAUAACGUAGAGAUGACCACAUUGGCUGAUGGAAAGGCCGUUGCAGACAUGGAGGAGGGAAAGAUGGCCAAUCACGUGGACGAAGACAAGAAGGGUACGUUGGAGGAUGAAGAGGAAGAGGAAGGAAGAAUGGCGUGGGAUAAUAAGUACCAGUAUCUCCUGUCACAGAUCGGCUUCGCUGUUGGUCUGGGGAACGUGUGGAGGUUCCCAUACCUGUGUCAACGUAACGGAGGCGGGGCAUUCCUGAUCCCAUACUUGAUCAUGUUGAUCAUCGAGGGGAUCCCGAUCUUCCACAUCGAGUUCGCGAUCGGACAGCGGAUCCGGAAGGGAUCCAUCAGUGUGUGGAGCGCGAUCAGUCCGUACCUAGGGGGCCUCGGCUGGGCCAGUGUGGCUGUGUCGUUUUUCGUGGGCCUCUAUUACAACGUCAUCAUCGCCUGGUGCAUGUUCUACCUCUUCAACUCAUUCCAGUCGCCAUUACCGUGGGCGUCAUGUCCUGGGAACGGGACGGUUCCCGAGUGCGAGGCCUCGUCCCCAACGACGUUCUUCUGGUAUCGCGAGACUUUGGACAUCACGCGAGACAUCGAAGAGAGCGGUGGGCUGGACUGGAGACUGACCCUGUGUCUCUUCUGCGCAUGGCUCAUUGUCUGCAUGGCCAUGAUCAAGGGCAUCAAGUCGUCAGGAAAGGCUAUUUACUUCACUGCCACCUUCCCGUACGUCGUGCUGCUGAUCUUCUUCUUCCGAGGUGUGACGCUAGAGGGCGCUGGUGACGGGUUGGCACGCAUGUUUACACCACAGGUUGAUAAGCUGACAGACCCUAUUGUGUGGUUAGAGGCAGCUACUCAGGUCUUCUUCUCCCUCGGUGUGGCCUUCGGUGGCCUGAUCUCCUUCUCAAGCUACAACCCCAGGAAGAACAACUGCACGCGAGAUGCCGUGACGGUGGCCAUUAUCAACUCGGGCACGUCCAUUUUUGCCUGUGUGGUGAUCUUCUCAGUCCUGGGCUUCAAGGCGACACACGACAGUCAAAAGUGCUUAGAUGAGUUUUCGGCAGUGCUCCAGAGAAGUGUGCCAGAGUUUAACGACACCAUAACAAGAGGGAACUACCUCGACUUUCAAAUGGCCUACAACACCACACCUGCCAUUAGCGAGUUCGACUUUACCACUUGUGAUAAAACAAAGAACUUGGACACGGCUGUGGAGGGAACGGGCCUUGCCUUCAUCGUGUUCACCGAAGCCAUGAACCAGUUCUACCCGAUAGCUCUGGGUCCGCUCUGGUCCAUCCUCUUCUUCCUCAUGCUGCUCAACCUCGGCCUGUCGUCCAUGUUUGGCACGCUAGAGGGCGUUCUUACACCGAUCCUGGACUCCGGCGUAUGGAAGUGGAGGAAAGAGUUUCUUGUUGUCACGCUCUGCGUCGUCAGCUUUCUGACAGGACUAAUCUUCACCCAGAAGUCUGGAAACUACUGGUUGGACAUCUUUAACGACUACAGCGGCACAUUCCCACUUCUACUGAUCGGUUUCAUCGAACUCAUCGCCGUUAUUUGGAUCUAUGGUUUCAACAGGUUAUCAGACGAUCUGUUGUACAUGACGGGUUCCCGCCCUAACAUGUACUGGAAGGUGACAUGGCUGUUCCUCAGCCCGCUGUCCAUGGGAGUCAUCUUCGCUGCCACCAUCUACAGGGAAGCCAGCAGUUUCCCUGCCACCUAUCAGAGUUGGGACCAAAUAAAGGGGAGACUAGGGGAGGAGGAGCCCUACCCGUGGUACGCCAUGAUGGCGUGCUACCUCCUGGUCGUUCUUCCCUUGAUCUGCAUUCCCAUCGUCGCCAUCAAGCGGAUAUUCGUCCCCUACGACGGCGAGGUAAUACAGCCGAUAGAGGGCGCUCGUUGGAAUCCAUUCAGGAAGCACGAGCCGAAAAAAUCCGAUAUAUCUUCAUCUGGGGUGGACGGUAUAGUGAACCCAGCGGUCACUGAAUUGUAAAUAACGUAGAAUUUCGUAAUCUUAGAUAACUGAGAAAUGUAAAGACUUAGACUUAGGGAAAGCAUUCUUGUUCAUCAGCCAUUUAUCGUAAAAAGAUUUUUUUAAUUACUUAGACCCCCUUUUAAUCUCCAAGCAGAUCUAUUGGGUGCAGGGUCAGUUGGAUACUGUUUAGUCGUUGGAUACUAUCCUUGCCCCCAAUAGAUCUGCUUGGAGAUUCCCUUCCACUAGUCGGCAAUUGCUAAGUGACCUUUAAAUUUGGUGACCCUAACGGUUUUCAAACUUAAAUAUGAUGUAAGAUGUAAAAGUAAUUUGAUUCAAAAGACAUCAAAACUUUGUAAAAGACAUUCAUUCGUUAUCCAUGAAUGACCAGUCAACUGUUUGGACGCUUAGUGGUUAGAGCCUCUAGUGGAGAGGGGGAGGGGGGUGCUACAGAGGAAAGUACUCAAAUGACAACAGAAUUGUGCUCUGUCGUGCAAUUUUGAUAAAACAGACUGAGACUGUUUCAGAUUUUCAUGUUUGGGUUUAAAAGUUCCUUUGCCGAAUCAGACAUACAAAUUUUGUCAAACACUGACCAAAAAAUUACAUUCUGAUAACUGUUACAUUGAAUACUUUCCUCUCGUUCUAUCAUUUAUUUUCUUUUUACUGCUAGUUAGAUUUGCCACAGCUGUCAAUGUUACUGGUGUAGUGCUACAUAUAGUAUCACAUGCACCAUAUUUAAAUCCGAUCUCAGGAUGUGGUCAAUGUAAAAACCGGAGGUGAAGUUUUCAGGCAAAUACGGAGGGGUUCCGAACACACCUCUAGAGGUAAUGUCAAGACGGGGUACGGUCCUCCGUAGAUACCUUUGGCUCUCAGUUGCCAUGAAGAAAAUAAUAUUGAGCCAAUAGUAACAACUGAGGAUGGUAGCCAGGCUAUAAAGUAUAAAAUCACUUGGUCAAACUUUUAACUUUUGGACAAAACUACCCAAAGAAAUUUGCCAUUUUUUUGUACUGCACUGGAUAAAAUACUGAAUUAUUAAGGUACAGAGAAAUGAAAAUUUGUCAAGUGUUAUGGUUUGGGUGACACUGCCCAUUGAGAACCCCACCUUGUUUGCCUACAUACCCCUUACAUGGAUGACAUUGACAGUUGCAAUAGUGUAUAUUUCACACGUUAUCUCAGGUCUAGCUACGCCCCUUAGCUCAUUUCUAGCAGCGCAUUGAUUUUUCUCUCAAGUUGUGAAAAAUGUAAUCCUUUUUACAUAGUGUGAUGUAUCCCUCCGCGCCAUUGUCACCAUGUGAUCUUCUUUGCCAUACACCCCAAUUGUAAUGCUUUCAUUGAAGUGUGCCCCCUAGUAGUUACCAAUGAAACUGCAGACUUUCGGAUAACAGGGUGGCAAUGGAAAUUGUACUGUGUAUUAGAUGUUGAUAUGUCCUUACAGAAGAGAUAUUAUCCAAUAUCUCUUCUUUUCACUGUUGAUAUAGCCUGCGUUUAUUAUAAGAUACAGGUGGCAGCUAUGGUAUAGAUAGUAAUAAUCUGUUACUAGUUACUGUAUACUGAGCAACUUUGAUUAUUUCUUUUAAUUGAUUAUUUUGAUUGUUUGUUAAACAUGAGAGGCCACAAGUAUCAACAUUUUCAUUUUUUUCUCUUUAUAGUUUAUGUAAAAAGAUACAAUUGAUAAAUACUUACCUACUCACAUUAUAUACUUAUCAACAUAUAGUAGUCAUUGUAUUUAUAUUUGUGAAAAACAGUGUUUUGAUGAUAUAUCAUAUUAUCAACUUGUAUAUAUUAUGUAGUCUGUACAUGUAAUGUAGAUUGGUCAGUUGACAUAUAACAUUACUUAAACUUUAACUUGUUUUGGUUAUAAUCCAUUUUUCAGCUGCUACAAAAAAAAGGAAAAAACUUUUACUUUUAUUUUAUUGUUUUACCAUUGAUAUAUUAUUGCUCUGAUAAGAGUCCGUAAUAUUUUGAUUAAUACUUUUAUUAAUACAUAUGUUUAUUUUAUAAUCCACUACACAUGAACAAAACUUUGUAUAAUGAAUCUACGUCGAUGUCUAAAAAUGGAGGUUAAAACUGUUAGGUUGACACAAUAAUCCAGAGAAAUGAUUUUUUGUGACAUUUUGCCAUCAACUUUAAACAACACAGCUUAUUUAGUGAUUACAUGUUUUAAUCUAACAUGAAAAUAAACACAACUUAUGUUUCUGUUACAUAAUAUUAUUCACCAAUUAUUCUUCCUAUUACCAUUAACGUAAUGUUAUCACUCAGAGUUGUGUCUGAAUUAUGUAAGCUGAUUGUAAUAAAUACGGAUUGUACAUGUACAGUUACAAA